Molecule: messenger RNA, 567 nt
Organism: Lactuca sativa (garden lettuce)
Lineage: Eukaryota; Viridiplantae; Streptophyta; Magnoliopsida; Asterales; Asteraceae
Source: RefSeq, a predicted model, not a curated record
AUGUAUCUGUUUGAUUAUAGUGAUGACGAUGAUAUGUUCAUCUUUAUGAUGUGUGCAACAUUAAACAAUGAUCGGGAAGAAGCGCACAUACGUCUAGUUCACGAUUAUUUUGCGGAUGAUUGUGUCUACCAGUCACGCGAUUUUAAAAGAAGGUUUCGUUUGCGGAAAAAUGUUUUUGUUCGGAUAGCCAACGCGUUGGAAAACAAGUAUGAAUUUUUCCAAAUGAGAUAUGAUGCUAGAGGUAAACGAAGAAUCACAGGGUUGCAGAAAUAUGUUGUUGCAAUUAAGCUUAUGGCAAUGGGAGAAUCGUCUUAUUCGAUUGACGAUUAUAUGAGAAUGUCUGAGAGAAUUGCAAGAGCAAAAAAGGCACCGGAUGCUCCUUUCAUAGUGAAGGAAAAUGAAUAUAAGUUUGGGUAUUACCUUAUGGAUGGAAUAUAUCCAGCAUAUUCCACAUUCGUAAAGGCGUUUCGACUCCCUGUAACACCAAGAGACAAAAUUUUCAAGAAAAAACAAGAAGGAAGACGUAAGGAUGUGGAACGUGCCUUUGGAGUUCCGAAGUCAAAAUAA